CAAGGCUGCACGGAGCAGCCGCGGGCCGGGCCCAUCCCGCCGCAGCAGUCCCGGGGCGCAGUAGAGGUGAGGCGGGUGGGGGCCAGCAGUGCACAGAGAGCCCCAGAACGCCGCCAGAAUGGUGUUGGAAGGAAACCCUGAAGUGGGAUCCCCCCGAACCUCAGACCUCCAGCACCCUGGGAACAAGGGCUCUUGCAUCCUCUCUUCUCCUGGUGAAGAAGCACUGGCAGGCGAGGAACCCAUCAAGUAUGGUGAACUCAUCGUUCUGGGCUACAAUGGGUGUCUGGCAAGCGGAGACAAGGGCCGCCGCCGAAGCCGCCUGGCACUGAGCCGCCGGCCACAUGCCAACGGAGUGAAGCCAGAUGUCAUGCACCACAUCUCCACACCACUCGUCUCCAAGGCCCUGAGUAACCGAGGCCAGCACAGCAUCUCAUACACACUGUCCCGGAGCCACUCAGUCAUAGUGGAGUACACACAUGACAGCGACAAAGACAUGUUUCAGAUUGGCCGCUCUACUGAAAACAUGAUUGACUUCGUGGUAACAGACACAUCUCCUGGUGGAGGGGCCACAGAGGGCCCUUCUGCCCAAAGUACCAUCUCCCGCUAUGCCUGCAGAAUCCUCUGUGACCGCCGGCCACCCUAUACUGCCCGAAUCUACGCUGCUGGCUUUGAUGCCUCUAGCAACAUUUUUCUUGGAGAGCGGGCAGCCAAGUGGAGGACUCCUGAUGGUCUGAUGGACGGCUUGACAACCAACGGGGUUCUGGUGAUGCACCCAGCAGGUGGCUUCUCUGAGGACUCUGCCCCAGGUGUCUGGAGGGAGAUUUCUGUCUGCGGGAAUGUGUACACACUGCGGGAUAGCCGGUCAGCUCAGCAGCGGGGGAAGCUGGUGGAAAACGAGUCCAACGUCCUGCAAGACGGUUCGCUCAUCGACCUGUGUGGGGCCACACUGUUGUGGCGCACUCCGGCAGGGUUGCUGAGGGCACCCACACUGAAACAACUGGAGGCCCAGCGACAGGAGGCCAACGCAGCACGGCCCCAGUGUCCUGUGGGCCUCAGCACCUUGGCUUUCCCCAGCCCAGCCCGUGGCCGCACAGCACCCGACAAGCAGCAACCCUGGGUCUACGUCCGUUGUGGUCAUGUCCAUGGCUAUCACGGCUGGGGCUGCCGGAGGGAGCGAGGCCCCCAGGAGCGAGAGUGUCCUCUCUGCCGCCUUGUGGGACCCUAUGUGCCCCUGUGGCUCGGCCAGGAGGCCGGUCUCUGCCUGGACCCUGGGCCACCCAGCCAUGCUUUCGCACCCUGUGGCCACGUCUGUUCUGAGAAGACUGCCCGCUACUGGGCUCAGACACCGCUGCCGCACGGCACCCAUGCUUUCCAUGCCGCCUGCCCCUUCUGUGGAGCUUGGCUCACCGGUGAGCUUGGCUGUGUCCGCCUCAUUUUCCAGGGGCCACUGGACUAGGCUCUCCAGGGCCCUUGCUGCCAUGCUCGCCUGCCCACCCAGGUCCCCUAUCUCCUGCUGUUCAGAGGGAGCUGUGGUCCUCCCCUCGACUCUAGCCUUUCAGAGGGUCCCUGAGAUCUCUAUCCCAGUCAUACUGAUAGGGACUUUAGCACCAGCUCUGCCCCAGGCUGAUGGAGGGCACCCCUGCCUCUGCCCUCCCUGGAGUACCCUACAUCAUGCCGCAUACACUGUGCCCCUGGGGGAAUGAAGGGGCCAUGGCCCCUGACUUCCAGCUUAGAUUGGUUGUGCCCCGAACCUGCCAAUCCAGGAACUAUUCCUCCCUCCUGCUGCUGCCGUGGGUUACUCUAUAAACCUUGCUGCUCAGCUGCCCUUAAAGAUCCAGUGUCCCGAAUGCAUGCAAUACCUCCAGCCCCUGGUGAGUAAGUAACAAGUGGGCAGGCAGGCUGAGAUCAGCAUUUGCCGACUUCCAGUACAGGCAGGAUAGUGACAAGUGGGGGACACAUGGACAGUCAGGCUCUCUACCUAGUGGAGGGUGGACAGCUUCAUGUUUGUUUGGAUCAGGGAAUUCUAGGGCUUGGGAGCAGCCCUUGCUGGGUUUGGGAAAGUAAGAGGCUUCAUGGAGGUGGGUAAAACAGGAGCUCAGCCUCCAUGGUGGCUUGGAAUCUUCCAGGCCCACAAGGUAAGGGGACUGUACCCUCUUUGCAUAGGUUCAGGGUAAAGAAGCAGGAGAAACAGAUUAAGGGGAGCAUGGGGUGUGGCUAUGCCUGAUGGUGAAUUCAGAUCCUCAUUUAUGGACAGUCAGGAGUCAAAGCUGGGGGAGGGCUCAUUGCUCCCCAGCACCAUCUCUGAAACAAGGGCUACCAUUGCUGAAUAUUCACUGUGUGCCCCACCCAUCCUAACAGUAACCACAGCUGCAUCCACUAGGUACCAAGACUCUGCUUCUCCAAGAUUUUGUUAUUUAAUCCUCACAGUGAUCUAGGAAAGGAGAUGGGCCCUACUAGGGUUCUCAGAGAGAGAAUUAUAAUCUAGCUGGAAGCUGUUAUUGGAAGCCACAACCGCCCCUCUCAGGUCAUACUAAGACUGGGCAAGACUGAGACAAGGCAGGUUAGGGUCUGUUUCCUGGGAAAGCUGAGGAACAGAGAGGUAGCUAUCCACUUGCUCAGUGACUAGUGCCACAAGAGCCCCAGCAGUGAGCAAGGGUUUCCAGACAGAGGAGGGACCUAGGGGACCAUUGCCAGAUGCGGAUUACCACAUACCUGCUGGGGUUGCUCUGCGAACAGAGCCACAUCUUGAAUGGCAGACACUGUAGAGAUAGGAUGGAGUAUGGAGGGCAACCUGGGUGAGGGCACUAACAUAGGACGGCAGAGAGAAGGCUCCAUAGCCAACAUGCAGGUCAGCAGAAAAAGGAGAAGGGAUCAGGGUUAGGCUGGGGCCUGGUGGGCCUUGGUGACUAUGAGAGUCAAGUUAGUGACGAGUCCCUCCCUGUGCCUCCGGUGUGAGUCAGGCUUCCUUUGAGCCAAGGGCUAAGAUGGGGUUUUCCCCUGACCAUACAAGGAAAAAUAAACCAGGAAAUUAGGCAGACAAAAUAUAGAGGGGGGAAAAAAGGAAGUGGCUCUGAGAGUAGGACUAAUGUUGUCCUCAGAGCAAGACAGAAGCCAGAGCCUCAGGGAGACGAAGAUUCCACAGGAACGUGCCCAAGGCCACACAGCUGCUGGUUGAGGCCAUAAAGACCAGAUGGGCUGUUGACAAGCAGCCACCACAGAGUAGUCUAAGUGUCAUAUAGCUACAGUGCGAAGCAUGGCAGAACUGUUGGGAACAUUUCAACCCUCCCACAAAACACUAGAAAUGAAACUCUACCCAGUUCUUGCUAAAGACUGUGUUGGGGUCCAGGCAGGGGAACACAUUCUGAUCUCAUUUCUGGUGUUGAAUCUCAGACUCUGGGGGGAAAGAACAAACAAAACAUACUUAACUGGUCUCUAGGAUGAACUCAGGCUGGUUGUAGAAGCCAGUGCUCGGAGCUUCAGAUUCCAAGAAUGUUCAAUGGAAUGACAGUCUCUAAAGCCAAGCAUGGUGGCAUGUGCUUGUAAUUCCAGCAUUUUGGUAGGCUUUAAGGAAGGACUGUGUGUUCAAUUCUAGCCUGGGCUACAUGGCAAGACCCUGUCUCAAACAAACAAAAACAAAAAGUAUUUUCAUUACCAGAUGGACGUAAACAUACAGAAAAGCCAUGACCCAUUAAAAUAGAAUGUGGGGUGUGUCUGGUGUGUGUGUGUGUGUGUGUGUGUGUGUGUGUGUGU
Molecule: messenger RNA, 3750 nt
Organism: Mus pahari (shrew mouse)
Lineage: Eukaryota; Metazoa; Chordata; Mammalia; Rodentia; Muridae
Gene: Peli3
Product: pellino E3 ubiquitin protein ligase family member 3
Exons: 7
Coding region: 119-1456 (445 amino acids)
Biological process (GO): protein K63-linked ubiquitination; regulation of Toll signaling pathway
Molecular function (GO): ubiquitin protein ligase activity; protein binding
Source: RefSeq, a predicted model, not a curated record